Nanorana parkeri is the source of this 1824-nucleotide messenger RNA. It is a transcript of the gene GABPA, whose product is annotated as GA binding protein transcription factor alpha subunit. NCBI's taxonomy places the organism in Eukaryota, Metazoa, Chordata, Amphibia, Anura, Dicroglossidae. Gene Ontology annotation, biological process: cell differentiation; regulation of transcription by RNA polymerase II. The coding region runs from base 189 to 1553 and encodes 454 amino acids. Gene Ontology annotation, cellular component: nucleus. Gene Ontology annotation, molecular function: sequence-specific DNA binding; DNA-binding transcription factor activity, RNA polymerase II-specific. The transcript is spliced from 10 exons. The record is from RefSeq and is a predicted model, not a curated record.
CGCGAGGUCUAGCGGAAGUGCGUCAUUCGAUAUCCGGUGGAGGCGAGCCAGUCUCUCGUCUUUUCCGCCUAGGCUGUGUUUUGUUUCCGUCGGCCGCGCUGCGUGUUGGCGGCACGGUCUGUUUUCCUGAGGAGAGCCGGGAGAAGAGGAGGAAGGCGGCUGGGGCUUGCACUUGUGACUUUGCAGCCAUGACGAAGAGGGAGGCUGAGGAGUUGAUAGAGAUAGAAAUAGAUGGUUCAGAGAAGACAGAGUGCACAGAGGAAAGCAUUAUAGAGCAGACCUAUACUACAGCCGAGUUUGUGAGCCAGGCAAUCGAUAUAAAUGAGCCAGUUGGAAAUCUGAAGAAGCUACUAGAGCCCAGACUUCAGUGUUGUCUUGAGGCACAUGAAAUCUUCUUACAAGACAUCCAGCUCGAUCCUGACAGAAGUUUAUUUGAUCAAGGAGUUAAAACAGAUGGAUCCGUACAGCUUAGUGUGCAGGUUAUAUCCCAGCAAGGGAUGGAGCCAAGGCUGAACAUACUUGAGAUUGUAAAGCCGGUGGAAACUGUGGAGGUGGUGAUUGACCCUGAUGCCCAUCAUGGUACAGUUGAAGCCCAGCUUGUAGAGGAGUCCCAGGUGAUCACUCUGGAUGAUACAAAGCAUGUCACCAUUUCUGAUGAGACCUCUGAACAGGUGACACGAUGGGCAGCAGCAUUGGAGGGCUACAGGAAGGAGCAAGAACGCUUAGGCAUACCGUAUGAUCCCGUUCAGUGGUCUACAGACCAGGUCCUGCAUUGGGUAUUAUGGGUAAUGAAGGAAUUUGGUAUUUCUGAUAUCAAUGUGAACGCCCUUAGUAUUCCUGGGGGGGAGUUGUGUGACAUCAGCCAGGAAGAUUUCUUCCAGAGAGUCCCUAGAGGAGAGAUUCUGUGGAGUCAUCUAGAGCUGCUCAGGAAAUAUGUGUUGGCUAGCCAGGAACAUGGAGAAAUUGCUACAGUUACUAUUGAUCAGCCUGUACAGAUAAUCCCAGGAUCCCUGGCAAAUGCAACUCCCACAACAACUAUUAAAGUCAUAAACACUCAAACCAAAGUGGCCAAAGUGCAGCGAGCACCGCGCAUAUCUGGAGAAGACAGAAGUUCUCCUGGAAACAGGACAGGUAACAAUGGUCAGAUCCAGCUAUGGCAGUUCCUUCUGGAGCUUCUCACUGACAAAGAUGCCAGAGACUGUAUAUCAUGGGUGGGAGACGAAGGAGAGUUCAAAUUAAACCAGCCAGAGCUUGUUGCUCAGAAAUGGGGACAGCGCAAAAAUAAGCCCACCAUGAACUACGAGAAGCUCAGCCGGGCACUUCGAUAUUACUAUGAUGGUGACAUGAUCUGCAAAGUUCAAGGGAAGAGAUUUGUCUACAAAUUUGUGUGCGAUCUGAAGACUCUGAUUGGUUACAGUGCAGCAGAGUUGAGCCGCUUAGUAUCGGAGUGCGAGCAGAAGAAAAUGGCCAAGCUGCAGUUACAUGGCAUCGGACAGCCGGUCACAGCCGUAGCCCUGGCCACUGCAUCCCUGCAUUCAGAUAAAGACAACUGAGCACUUGGUGGGCCAGACUGGUCCCACAACUAUCCUUCCAGCGAGUGAGACCCUUGCCUCUCUCAAAGCCCGAAGCCCUUUUAUUUUCGGACUGUACAGUGUUUGGCAUGAUUUUCUACAGAGGACUUUAAUAAAUUUGGAACUUGUUACUUUUCGUACUACAAGUUUCUCCGCAAGAGCCCUUAAUUGAAGGGAGCAUGACAAAUUUUAUAUAUUUUGCAUAUGAACUUAUCACUUUUUAGUCAGGUUGUCGCUCCCCCCAUCACCUUAA